Messenger RNA from Halteromyces radiatus, 1049 nucleotides. RefSeq names its product NRDE protein-domain-containing protein. The transcript is spliced from 4 exons. Gene Ontology annotation, biological process: protein secretion; Golgi organization. Lineage: Eukaryota; Fungi; Mucoromycota; Mucoromycetes; Mucorales; Cunninghamellaceae. Gene Ontology annotation, cellular component: Golgi apparatus. The record is from RefSeq and is a predicted model, not a curated record. The coding region runs from base 121 to 1008 and encodes 295 amino acids.
CUUUAUUGGUCUCAAUUGAAAGUCAGUUCGUUUUUUCUAUCACUUGAACGCGUCAAGAGGGAAACAGGUUUUUCUUUUUCUUUUUAAUUUUUUUUUUCUUUCCUUUUGUAUAAACCAACCAUGUGUAUUUUAUUUUGGACAGUUGAUAAUCAUCAUGACUAUAAAUUUAUUUUUGCAGGCAACAGAGAUGAGUUCCUAAGUCGACCCACUAAACCAGCACAUGUAUGGUUUAAAAACAAUAAAGAGGAUAAGUUUAAUAUUAUUGGUGGCACAGAUAUGGAACCUACAGCAUCAUGUGAAAAUGGAACUUGGUUAGGAAUGACGACAGAUGGGCGAUUGGCAGCUUUGACUAACUUUCGAGAAGUUAAAUAUGAAGGACGACGAUCACGUGGAGAACUCGUUAGAGACUUUUUAUUAAUGGAUAACAAUCAACAAUCAACUGUGGAAAAUUAUAUGAGUCACUUGCAACAAACGACAAGUGAAUAUGGUGGUUAUAGUUUGGUAUGUUUUGACCUACUAAAGAAUGAAAUGGCUUAUUUUAGCAAUCGAGAUGUGGAACCACAUAUUCAAUACUUGUCACCAAAACAUAUUUAUGGUCUCUCUAAUUCAGUAUUAUCGAAUCCUUGGGAGAAAGUCAAACAAGGACAAGAAGCUAUGAAAAUAUUAUUAAAAGAUGAAUCUUUAACAGAAAAACAAAUGAUUGAAAAUUUGUUUAACAUAUUACGAUCAAGUGAACCAUUCAAUGAUCCCACUAAUAUUGGACAAGUAAUGACUGAUUUCAAAGAAAGGAUUUUUAUACCCAAGUUGAAUAACAAAGAAUUAGGUAAUAAUGCAAGUUAUGCAACAAGAACAAGUACUGUGAUUCUAGUGGAUCGACAAGACAAUGUGAUUUUUGUAGAAAGAGAUUGGUUUGAAUGUAUAGAAGAUAAUUAUCAAGAAUGUAAAGUCCCAGAAACUCGGCGGUUUAUAUUUAGAUUAAAAGAAUCUCAUAUUGUUAACAAUGUAUAGUUUAUUUUUGGUUAUUCAAUAAAGAUUGUAUUUUAUUUUUU